Molecule: messenger RNA, 1551 nt
Organism: Aspergillus neoniger CBS 115656
Lineage: Eukaryota; Fungi; Ascomycota; Eurotiomycetes; Eurotiales; Aspergillaceae
Product: FAD-binding oxidoreductase
Exons: 4
Coding region: 70-1524 (484 amino acids)
Molecular function (GO): FAD binding; oxidoreductase activity
Source: RefSeq, a predicted model, not a curated record
CCCGCGGGCACGUUCAGAACACUUUCCGCUCUGAGACCGGAGGAAUCACACCAGCUAUAGGACGACCAAAUGCCAUUCUUACCCUUCUCUAUUAUCCAUAGUUUGAGGAGAGAGUUGGAUGGUACAGACGCCGAAAUUCUGACCUGGGGAUGUGAAGGCUAUAAUGACUGCAUAGAGCAAUGGAGUGAAACAUGCAAUACACUUGUGGGCGCGAUGGUCCGGGUCACAUCAGCCGAUGAAGCAGCCAUAGUCGUCCGUUUUGCCACACGCCAUGACGUUCCUUUCGCAGUCAAAGGAGGAGGUUAUUCUACCAGCGGCGCAUCCACAACUCAUGGCGGUAUCGUGUUGGACCUAUCCAGGCUUCGGGAGGUCCAUGUGUAUCCAGACUCCUUGGUUCUCGCUGCCCAAGGUGGGGCGUUGUGGAAAGAUGUAGAUGUUGCAGCCGCACAGUAUAAGCUUGCAGUGGUCGGAAGCACACUUAACCAGAUUGGAGCUGCUGGAGCAACAUUAGGAGGAGGCUAUGGAUGGUUGACCGGCGAGUACGGUCUCGCGAUUGAUAACUUACUUUGGGUGAGGUUGAUCUUGGCCGAUGGCACUACAGUGGUAGCAUCAGAAGAGCAACACCCAGACUUGUUUUGGGCCAUUCGGGGGGCCGGUCAAAGCUUUGGAGUAGCUGUUGAGUUGGGCCUCCGAGCACACAUACAAGAUCACCAUGUAUUUGCUGGUACUCUCCUCUUCACCCCGGACAAGUUACCUACGCUUGUCAAUUUCGCCAAUCAGUUCGAGACUAUCACCGACGGUAGGCAGGGUUUCUGGUUUGGUUUCACUAUGCAGCCGUCUAUGACUCAAUGCUCCGUUUUGGUGGUGGUAUUCUAUAAUGGCACUCAGGUUGCCGCACAAAAGUUCUUUUCUCCGAUUUUGUCGCUCGAGUCCUUAAAUAAUGGAACGCAGAUGCUCCCGUACGAUAGCCUCAACAGUGUACUAGACAGGGAGAGUCUUUAUCCUGCCGAUAUGAGUGUGGGUCCUCGAAAGAGCCUUAGAGGUUCAAAUAUCACGCUUCCUCUGGAUGUCGCUUUUGUGCUGUCAAUAUACGAGGCGUUUGAUAGUGUGUUGAGAAACUACCCGCAGACAAGGGAGAGUAGGCUGCUUUUUGAGCUCUUGCCGAAUUCACAACUUGCUAAAGUUCCUAAUGAUGCCACAGCGUAUGCCAGUCGCGGUCAUUACUACAACGUCAGCACCCUCUUUGAAUGGAAUGAAGCACAUCUUGAUGACAAGAUCCGCUCGCUACAGAAGAAUCUGAUGGACCGGAUUGGAGUACUCGCGGGGAUUGAAAGGCAGCCGAAUUACAACAUGUCCGAACAUGGAACCGGGUUAUAUGCGAAUUAUGCUGGUCAUGAUGUGCCGAUCAAGCGAAUAUUUGGAGAGAACCUUCCCCGUCUGCGGGAAUUGAAGAAAAAGUACGACCCACAUAAUACGUUUAGAAAAUGGCACGACCUGAACGCGCUUGUCGAUUCUCCGGAAUGACGCGUCAGAUAUAUUGAUCAGAUGAUU